GUUGCCUGCGUCUUCUGUGACGGCGUGUAAACAUCCGUUAGAAGCUCUCUAGGAGGAAUAGAACACAGAGUUGUAAUUUAUUAUAAAUCUUCUGGCUGUACAAAAUGAGGGCUAUACUGACAUGGAUGGAUAAAGUGCAUGACAGAGAUAAAGUGGAGCAAUGUGUCUAUGAUCUGGCUUUCAAGCCUGAUGGAACACAGCUUAUUGUUGCUGCAGGAAUCCGAGUUAUGGUUUAUGACACAUCAGAUGGAACUCUUAUUCAGCCCCUGAAGGGUCACAAGGACACAGUGUAUUGUGUAGCCUAUGCUAAAGAUGGCAAGCGUUUUGCCUCAGGAUCAGCUGAUAAAAGUGUCAUUAUUUGGACCUCAAAGCUGGAAGGGAUUUUAAAAUAUACGCAUAAUGAUUCUAUUCAGUGUGUUGCAUAUAAUCCAAUUACACACCAGCUGGCUUCAUGUUCAUCUGGUGACUUUGGUUUAUGGUCACCAGAACAAAAGUCUGUUUCUAAGAACAAGGUCAACAGUAAAAUCACUUGCUGUGGAUGGACAAAUGAUGGUCAGUACCUUGCACUCGGAAUGUUCAAUGGCAUUGUGAGCAUUAGGAAUAAAAACGGAGAGGAGAAAGUGAAAAUUGAACGCCCUGGAGGUUCUUUGUCACCUAUCUGGUCUAUAGCUUGGAGCCCCUCUAAAGAUGAACAUAAUGAUAUUUUAGCUGUGGCAGACUGGGGACAAAAACUCUCUUUCUACCAGCUUAGUGGAAAACAGAUCGGAAAAGAUCGGUCUUUAAACUUUGACCCUUGCUGUGUCAGCUUUUUUUCCAAAGGAGAGUAUAUUGUUAUGGGAGGGUCAGAUAAGCAGGUUUCUUUGUAUACAAAAGAUGGUAUACGCCUUGGUCCCAUUGGUGAACAGAAUUCAUGGGUUUGGUCUUGUAAAGUAAAACCAGAAUCCAACUAUGUGGUGGUUGGUUGCCAGGAUGGAACAAUUGCACUGUACCAGCUGAUCUUCAGCACUAUUCAUGGUCUUUAUAAGGACAGAUACGCUUACAGGGGCAGCAUGACAGAUGUUAUUGUUCAGCACCUUAUUACAGAGCAGAAAGUGAGGAUUAAAUGUAGAGAGCUAGUUAAGAAAAUUGCCAUUUACAAAAACAGAUUGGCAAUCCAACUACCAGAGAAAAUCCUGAUUUAUGAACUGUACUCCGAUGACUCCACAGAUAUGCAUUAUCGUGUAAAAGAAAAAAUCUGCAAAAGAUUUGAGUGCAGCCUGUUGGUUGUUUGUUCACAACAUAUCAUUUUAUGCCACGAAAAAAGGCUCCAGUGUUUGUCAUUUAACAGUAUUAAAGAGAGAGAAUGGCUUAUGGAAUCCUUAAUCCGUUACAUAAAAGUCAUUGGUGGUCCACCAGGAAGAGAAGGUCUUUUGGUAGGCCUAAAAAAUGGAGCCAUUCUAAAAAUAUUUGUCGACAAUCCGUUUGCCAUCACACUGCUGAAACAGGUGACAUCUGUGCGCUGCCUGGACAUGAGUGCAUCUCGGAAUAAAUUAGCUGUAGUUGAUGAGCAUAACACAUGCCUUGUCUAUGAUAUUCGUACAAAGGAGCUGCUCUUCCAGGAACCAAAUGCUAAUAGUGUGGCCUGGAAUACUCAAUGUGAGGACAUGCUGUGCUUCUCAGGCAGUGGCUAUCUGAACAUCAAAGCCAGCAAUUUUCCAGUUCACCAGCAGAAACUCCAAGGUUUUGUGGUGGGCUACAAUGGUUCCAAGAUUUUUUGUUUACAUGUCUAUUCAAUGUCUGCAGUUGAAGUUCCUCAGUCUGCCCCUAUGUACCAGUACCUGGAGAAGAAAAUGUUUAAAGAAGCCUACCAGAUUGCUUGUUUGGGAGUAACUGACAAUGACUGGCGAGAUCUGGCAAUGGAAGCUCUGGAAGGACAGGAUUUUGAAACUGCAAAAAAAGCAUUUAUUAGAGUUCGUGAUCUAAGGUACCUGGAGCUCAUUAAUAGCAUUGAGGAGAGGAAAAAACGGGGAGAGACUAACAACGAUCUGUUUCUGGCAGAUGUUUUUGCCUACCAGGGGAAGUUCCAUGAAGCCGCUAAGUUGUACAAAAAGACAGGAAAUGACAGUCGUGCUCUCAAUAUGUACACAGACCUGCGCAUGUUUGAAUAUGCCAAGGAUUUCCUUGGCUCAGGAGACCCAAAGGAUACAAAGAUGUUGAUUACCAAACAGGCAGACUGGGCCAAGAAUAUCAAUGAGCCAAAAUCAGCAGCAGCAAUGUACCUCUCAGCAGGGGAGCAUAUGAAGGCCAUAGAAAUCAUAGGAGACCAUGGCUGGGUGGAUAUGUUGAUUGAUUUAGCUCGGAAACUUGACAAAGCAGAGCGGGAGCCUCUAUCAAGGUGCGCAUUCUUCUUUAAGAAACUGGAACACCAUGGAUAUGCAGCUGAAACCUACAUGAAAAUGGGGGAUCUUAAAUCUCUGAUUCUUCUGCAUGUGGACACACACCAUUGGGAUGAGGCUUUUGAACUGGUAGAGAAGCAUCCAGAGUUUAAAGAUUAUGUGUAUGUUCCAUAUGCGCAGUGGCUGGCUGAGAAUGAUAGAUUUGAGGAAGCACAGAAAGCAUUUCACAAAGCUGGCAGACAAAAUGAGGCUGUAAAGGUCCUGGAACAACUAACUCACAAUGCUGUAGUGGAAAGCCGGUUUAAUGAUGCCGCUUACUACUAUUGGAUGUUGUCCAUGCAGUGUUUGGAUAUAGCACGGGAAAAUGAAGAAAAAAAAGCAGAAAUGCUGGAGAAAUUUCAGAAGUUUCAACACUUGGCAGAACUUUAUCAUGUUUACCAUUCCAUCCAAAGAUACACUGAUGAACCAUUUAGCUCACAUCUACCGGAAACACUGUUUAAUAUCUCCAGAUUUCUGCUUCACAACCUCACCAAGAAUACUCCACUUGGAAUAUAUAAAGUAAAUACCUUGUAUGCACUAGCAAAGCAGAGCAAAGCUCUUGGUGCAUAUAAACUUGCCCGACAUGCUUAUGAGAAAUUGCAAGGCCUUCGGAUACCUGCCCGCUUCCAGGAGACCAUUGAAUUGGGCAGCUUAACAUUAAGGUCCAAACCCUUCCAUGACAGUGAGGAACUUAUUCCAAUGUGUUACAGGUGCUCAACUAACAAUCCACUACUCAAUAACCAAGGAAAUGUCUGUAUUAACUGCAGGCAGCCUUUUAUUUUUUCUGCAUCAUCUUACGAAGUGCUGCCACUUGUAGAAUUUUAUUUAGAAGAAGGCAUAACUGAUGAAGAGGCGGUGGCUCUCAUUGACUUAGAGGCACCUAGAGCUGAAAAAAGCAACACAAAAUGGCAAGAGAUAACCCAAGCUGAUAGCCAGACUCUAAGACUUGAUGAUUCUGAGGAUAACGCUGAAGAGGACCCAUUCACUGCAAAACUGAGCUUUGAGCAAGGAGGAUCAGAGUUUGUCCCAGUGGUGGUAAACCGAUCAGUUCUGCGUUCAAUGAGCAGGAGAGAUGUUCUCAUAAAACGUUGGGCAAAACCCCUAAAAUGGCAGUAUUACAGGUCCUUGCUGCCUGAUGUUUCAAUUACCAUGUGCCCUUCAUGCUUUCAGAUGUUUCACAGUGAAGACUAUGAAUUGUUGGUUCUUCAACACAACUGCUGUCCAUAUUGUCGCAGACCAAUAGAUGAGCCUAACUGAAUCUGCACAAGGGUUUUUGUGAUGUCUACUUCACUACUCAUGGUCAGAUACAAACCUCAAGAAUAAUGAUGAGAGUCCUGAGCGUAAACACUCUGGUUAUGUCUGAAAUGUACAGAACUGUUUUACACUCUGAAAUAGGAUGAUUUUAAUUCCAAUAUUUUAUAAAAAUAAUGUAAAGGAAUGUAUUUUCUAAUAAGAGAAAAGCAAGAAAUUUUAAACGAUGUGCAAAACUAUUUAUUGCAUUACACAUGAUGGAGUUGAGAGAGACUCAAUGUUUUUCAGCAGCAAUUGAAAUAAUAGGCAGCACUUUAAUUAGGUGAGUGUAACUUAGUGUUAAUAUGGAUACAUUUUUCAACUUAUUUUGUGUUUGAUGAUACAGUAGUUGUAUCUCUGGUCAGUAAUACUCAUUUCACAUUUACUUAAGAUCGUAUAAUUCACAUAAUGGUGAAAUGUUACUAUUGAUCCUGUGAGGAUUGUGCCUGUUAAAAAAUAAUACAGAAUAUUUGAGUGCACAUUCAGUGAAUACAAUUUUAAAUUUAUAUACUACAAAAAAUUCAAGCUAUCAAACUGAUUAAACCAAAGUUUUAUCCUUGCCAAGAAUCAUUUAUUCUUAUAAAUAAAUGACAAUUAUUGUGAACUUGACAGAGCUUCAUCAUUUCAUUUAACUUUCUAUCUCUUUAUCCUGGUGAGGAUCAUGGUGGCAACAGACUGAGUUCUCUUAAUCCCAGCAGCAUUCUUUAAAAGCUAUUGCUGGGAAACUCUCAGGCUUUCUGUGCUUAGUUGAGAGGUGUAAUCCCUCCAACGUGUUUGGAUCUGGCUAUGCAUUUCCUCUCGGCAGGCCAUAUCUGGUGUACUUCCUAUGGGACGUACUACACGCCCAGACCACCUCAGCUGGCUUCUUUUGAGCAGUAACUCAAUUCUGAAAUCCUCAUGUCAGAUCAGAUCGUUAUGGCGCUCCAGUGAGUUUGAGAACUGUGCUUUCAUGUGCUACUGGUAGGGUUACUCUUGGCAAAUUGGCCUUAAAGAAGGAAAAAAAAUCCUUAAAGAUAAAAUUCCAUGAUAGUACUCAGUAAGCCUUAUAGAAAAAAAAUAUUUCUUUCUCAGCGGUCACUCUAAAUGAGAAUGAUGCUUGUCACUGGUUCCUUAAAUAAGUGAUUAUAACCCUGUCCCUAAACCACAGAUUAUGAAGUCAUUAUAACAGAAGCAAGGCCUGGUUGUGUUGUUCACCAGCAAGUGCUUAGUGCCCUGGUGACCCAUCAGCCUACAAAAUCAAUAAUGAGCUGGUACAAGUGCACAGCCGCGGGCCAGGAGAACGGCAUGGGUUCAGACAUGAUGCCAGUCUGUAGACCAGAAUGUGUAGGACAGUUCUGCCAUAGUAAAAAAUGAAUGUGUCUUUCUAAUGUCAACAGUGAAUGUAAGCUGUCAAUAUAAAAUAAUAAUGUUAUUGUGUUUAUAUGUUACAACCAAACCAACACUCUAAGCGUAUUUUGUAAAACGUUUAUGGCAUAUAUUAUUGAUUUAAUAAAUAUUAUACUCCAAUGAUUAAAGAUUUUAUUUAUAUAA
This is a messenger RNA of Erpetoichthys calabaricus (reedfish), 5234 nucleotides long. RefSeq names its product intraflagellar transport 122 homolog (Chlamydomonas) (gene ift122). Bases 105 to 3671 code for a protein of 1188 amino acids. The record is from RefSeq and is a predicted model, not a curated record. NCBI's taxonomy places the organism in Eukaryota, Metazoa, Chordata, Cladistia, Polypteriformes, Polypteridae. Gene Ontology annotation, biological process: intraciliary retrograde transport; protein localization to cilium; non-motile cilium assembly. Gene Ontology annotation, molecular function: protein binding. Gene Ontology annotation, cellular component: non-motile cilium; intraciliary transport particle A. The transcript has 29 exons.